AUGAAAAUUUUAAUUCAUCAUUUAAUAUUUAUAUCUUUUAUACUCUCAGUAAUAUCUGCAUCAACACAAUCGGAUAAAAACAUUUUAGUGUUGGUUGGAGAGACAGGUUCAACAAAAUCAUCAACAGGAAACUUUUUAAUUUCUGAUGAUCGGUUCAAAGUCGGAUUCUUUAUUAAAUCUCAAACCAAAACCACUCAAUUAGAAUGCCCUUCGUCUCCAUCAAUUCCUUGCAUUCUAGACACACCAGGUUUAAUAGAUACUGAUGGUUUUACUGACAAUGAAAUCCUGGAACUUAUUAAAUCAAAGUUAUUGGUCGAGGCUCCAAACAAAAGAGUUAAAAUUGCAUUUGUAUUAAACGGACAAUCCAUUAGAUUAAGAAUAUCGACACUUCUUUCAUCAAUAAUGUCUAUAUUUGGACCUAAAGUAAUGGACUCUAUGAUUUUCUUGGUCAACUCUUGUGAUAGUUUGGAGAAAAAUGGCAUUUCCAAAGAAAAUUUCACCGAUUAUAUCGUUAGUAAUAUUGGACAUUUAUAUCAAAACCAAAAAACUCUAGUUGAUAGAAUCGUAUAUUACGAUAGUCAUAAUAGUUUGGAAAAAUAUUUGCAAUCGAUUUUACAAUCAUUAGAAUCAGUAUCUCCUAUCUCAAUCGAUGGUCUGAACGAAUUAGAAAUCGAAGCUCAGUCAUGCCUCUUAAAAGAAAUUGAUAAUCCAUCAAACUGGAAAGUGUGGACCGAAAAUCAUCCACUUAUUGUUUCUAAGACUGUCGACAAAACCGUUACUAUCAAAGUACCUUAUACACAAGAAUGUAACUGUCGUAAAAUUUGUAGAAAAAAAAUAUUUGGAAAGUGCAUAAGAAGAAAAAAAAUUUGUGAUUCUUGUGUAUAUCAUAGAGAUGAAACCAAAACUGCUCAGGAUAUUGUCUACGAGACACAUAACAACUAUAUUGAAAAGAAAGAGAGAUUAAAUACAGAUGAAUAUCUCUUACAGAGAUGUAAAUCAGAUAUUUCCAAUCGUAUUGAAUCAAUCGUUUUGGAAGCUGUAUCAAUAAGAAAUAAUAUCAACAGUUAA
This is a messenger RNA of Heterostelium album PN500, 1068 nucleotides long. RefSeq lists its product as uncharacterized. Lineage: Eukaryota; Evosea; Eumycetozoa; Acytosteliales; Acytosteliaceae. Bases 1 to 1068 code for a protein of 355 amino acids. The transcript has a single exon. Gene Ontology annotation, molecular function: GTP binding. The record is from RefSeq and is a predicted model, not a curated record.